UGAAGGGGUGGAAAGCUCCCUCACAAGUAUUAAUGGGACCGCCGGCCGCCGGACAGAGCAGCAACAGAAAGAGCGACUACGACCGGUCCUUUAAGAUAUUGUUGAUCGGAGAUUCUGGCGUGGGGAAGAGUAGCCUUAUCGCCAGUUUCAUUUCAGAUGCCCCUACUCACGCUUCUGCUCCCACCAUUGGUGUUGAUUUCAACAUCAAGUAUUUCGAAGUUGGCGGGAAAAAACUAAAGCUCAUAUUUUGGGACACAGCUGGACAAGAAAGGUUCAGGACAUUAACCACCAGUUUCUACAGAGGUGCCCAGGGAAUUGUUCUUGUUUAUGAUGUCACUAGGAAAGAGAGUUUCGAAAGUCUUACUGGUGUUUGGGAAGAAGAGAUAAAAAGUUACUCAAGUGAUCAGAACUAUGUGAAAAUGUUGGUUGGUAACAAAAAGGACCAAGUAAGUAAUUACUCCCCCUUUUUUGGAUGAAAUGUAAAUAUAUAUUAACACACAAGAAAAUAUACAUGAAAAGGUUCAAGAUCUCCUAAAACCCCACCACUCCUACCUAAUGUAGGGGUUAGGAGAGGUUUUUAUUUGAUCUAAUCCAAAAUCAAAAUCAAAACGGGGGCCUAAGUAUACAAUACUAAAUGCCCCAACACGUCAGAAACAAAACGAUGCUGCAAGACUGCACGCACACAGAUCCACAAAUCCAUAAAAGCCGAGGCUUCAAAACGUCCAUGUCAAAAGGUGACCAACUCGAUCAUGCGGGUAGAUACUAAAGAGUAUCUUGUAAACCACAUGUUUGAUCUUUGCUAUAAUGUCCUCCUCCGUCUUCUUGCCAUCAUCAAAUCUAACUUCGUUCCUUGCAUGCCAAAUGUAGUAAACUGUCACACAAAAAGCAAUACGAGCAGCCUUUGCCUUCAUCUUCGAUCCUCUAUGAGUCUUUGUGAUCCACUUAAUUGCACUUAGCAACGUUGUCAUAUCAUGCCCGAGUCCCAUCCAAUUCCUUAUCUG
This is a messenger RNA of Cuscuta epithymum, 1001 nucleotides long. NCBI's taxonomy places the organism in Eukaryota, Viridiplantae, Streptophyta, Magnoliopsida, Solanales, Convolvulaceae. The record is from the annotation of a GenBank genome assembly.